Messenger RNA from Trichosurus vulpecula (common brushtail), 4418 nucleotides. RefSeq names its product Ras and Rab interactor 3 (gene RIN3). Gene Ontology annotation, biological process: signal transduction; vesicle-mediated transport. Gene Ontology annotation, cellular component: endocytic vesicle; cytosol. Gene Ontology annotation, molecular function: guanyl-nucleotide exchange factor activity; small GTPase binding. Lineage: Eukaryota; Metazoa; Chordata; Mammalia; Diprotodontia; Phalangeridae. The transcript is spliced from 11 exons. Bases 250 to 3399 code for a protein of 1049 amino acids. The record is from RefSeq and is a predicted model, not a curated record.
GGCUGUUUGGGCCCCGGGACUGGGCGGGGGAAGCCGAGAAGGACGUGUCCUGUGGAGUGAAGCUUGGGCCCUCCCAGACAAGGAGAAAAAGGGGGAGAGUGAGGGCUGCGGGAGCCGGGAGGAAGAGGGAGAAGGAUGCGGACCCCUUCUCGGGGGAAGCCGAGGGGUCGCCGCCUGCAGGAGGUGCUCGGAAAGCCCUUCUGAAGUUUGAGCUGCCCUCCGCCCCCACCCCCAAGUGACUCGGCAGGGAUGAUGAAACCGGCGGGGGAUCGAGGAGUCGGGGACCAUCCCGGUCCUAUUCCAGAAAUUGGACGAGGAGAGAAAGAAGAAAAGACAGAUGAGGAAGAGGAAGAAGAGGAAGAAGACACUGAGUUCCUUUGGUCAGCUGCCCUUAGGAAUCGCCUUCCCCGGGGAAUUAGUGUUCUUGAGAAGCUUAUUGCAACCUGCCCAGUGUGGCUGCAGCUGGACAUGGACCAGGACAAGGCAGCGCAAAUCCUGAAAGGGGAAGCAACUGGGAUCUUCUUGGUCCGGCGGGAGAGCCAUCUCAAGCACAUGAUCCUUUCGGUCCAUUUCCCUUCCCUGAAUGAGACUCUUUCAGAUGUGCUGGAAUACAACAUUAAAGAAGAAAAGUCAAUCCUGUACCUGGAAGGAUCUGUUCUUGUAUUUGAGGAUAUCUUCAAACUGAUAGCUUUCUACUGUGUCAGCAGAGAUUUGCUGCCUUUCACCUUAAGACUGCCUCAGGCGAUUUUGGAAGCCAACAACUUUAAAGAGCUUGAAACCAUCUCUAACCUGGGGAUAGGUUUCUGGGAUUCAUCUCUAAAUCCUCGGAGAAGGAGAGAUACCACUGGGGAGCUCCCAAAGGGCUCUGCUCUAGCUGCACCCCUGGCCUCCAGCCGCAGAUCCUCACCACGUUAUGCAAACUGCUCAUGUGAAAUUGAGUUGUCAAUAGGAAAUGACAGAUUGUGGUUUGUGAAUCCUAUUUUUAUAGAGGACUGUAGCAGCUCACUACCUUCAGAAGAACCCCUGCUUCAGAGCUGCCCGGCCACUUUGGUUCCCCCUGUUGCUACCUCACCUGCUUCUAGAAGAACUCCUCGAAGGCGGCCACCCCCUCCUCCUCUUCGUCCUCCUCCUCUUUCUUUUGCUCCUGCUGCUGCUGCUGUCCCCCUCUCUCCUCCUGCCCCCACUGUCUCUGCUGCUACUUCCCCCCUCUCCGUUCCUGUUCCCACUGUCUCUUCUGCUGCCCCCCUUUCUGCUCCUGCACCCACUGUCUCUGCUGCUCCUGCCCCUACUGUCUCUUCUGCUGCUGCUGAUGCCCCUCUCUCUCUUGCUGCACCUUCUCUUUCAUCAGUCCCUCCGCCCUGCCUUCCAGUAGCUAUAUCCUCUGCACCUCCUGCAGGACUUCCUGGAAAGUCCGGCCAGCAGCCUGUGACUCCCUGUGCAAAGGUCACGCCCCGUCCCGUUAACCUAGAACAUAUUGGUGAAGACAAUAAAAAGGAGGCCGUGGUGUCGGACUCAACCCCACAACUCCCGGCAUCCAGAAAGGGCACCCGGCCAGCUAUUCCCCCUAGGAGGAGGCUCUCAGAGAGGCUUUCAUUGGAAAACAGCAGCAUGGUGAAGACUGAGGCGGGGGAUGGGAUUGAAGGAGUGAGGUGGCAAGGAGAACAGCAAGAUUACCCCAGGACCCUCCCCAACAGCCUUCCAACCCAAAAAGCAACAGGUGCGCCUGGAAGAGCAAUGGAGCAAGUCCUCCGUGUGGAGGAACCGGCCAAGGUCGGUGGUUUAGGGAAUGGCCCUGAGCAACAGAAGAAGACUAAACAACCUCCCGUCCCACCCCCAAGGAAGAAGCGGAUUUCCCGACAGCUUGCUUCCCACCUCCCCAGCCAGCCAGAGAGCCCUGAACCCACAGGUGAACAGUUACAUGGACAACCUGCCUCAACUCUUUCCACAACCAGCUCCCCUGCCCAAGAUGUCCCCACCAGCCAUGUGGUGACUCAGGGCGAGGCCAAAGGCACCCCCCAGUCCUUGGGCUCCUCAGAGUUCAGAGGCUCCAUGGCUUCACUGGCUGACAGCCUGGGGACGUCAGUCCUCACCCCAGACCAGGACUCCUACUCGACCAGCAGCACAGAGGAUGACCCGGACCACUUCAGCAGCCCCAACGUGAAGAAGAAGUCCUCGGUGAUCCUGGGAAAGGCCAAACACCGACUUUCUUUUGUGAGUUUCUCCAACGUCUUCAAUGCCUUCCUUUCCAGCAACCGUAAGCUACAAAAGAAAGUGGUGGAGUUGGCCCAGGACAAGGACUCGUACUUCGGCAACCUGGUCCAGGACUACAGAGUGUAUAGCUUGGAGAUGAUGGCCAAACAGAACUCCAGCACAGAGAUGCUCCAAGAAAUCCGGAUGAUGAUGACCCAGCUGAAGAGUUACCUGCUGCAGAGCACUGAGCUGAAGGCCUUGGUGGACCUCACCCUACAUUCCGAGGAAGAACUGGAAGCCAUUGUGGAGUCUGCCUUAUAUAAAUGUGUGCUGAAGCCCCUGAAAGAAGCUAUUAAUUCACACCUCCAGGAUAUCCACAGCAAGGAUGGGUCCCUGCAGCAACUAAAGGGAAAUCAGUUAGUCAUCUUGGCCACCACCACCACUGACCUGGGUGUGACGACCAGUGUGCCAGAAGUUUCCGUCAUGGAGAAGAUCCUUCACAAGUUCACCAGCAUGCACAAGGCUUACUCCCCUGAGAAGAAGAUUGCCAUCCUGCUCAAGUCCUGCAAACUCAUCUAUGAUUCCAUGGCCUUAGGAAACCCAGGGAAACCCUACGGAGCUGAUGACUUUCUUCCGGUCCUCAUGUACGUCCUGGCCCGCAGCAACCUGACAGAAAUGCUUCUCGAUGUUGAAUACAUGAUGGAGCUCAUGGACCCAGCCCUGCAGCUGGGGGAAGGUUCCUACUAUCUCACCACAACCUAUGGGGCCCUGGAACAUAUCAAGAACUAUGACAAGAUCACUGUCACAAGGCAGCUGAGCGUGGAAGUACAGGAUUCCAUCCAUCGCUGGGAACGCCGCCGGACCCUGAACAAGGCCCGGGCCUCUCGCUCAUCUGUGCAGGACUUCAUCUGCAUCUCCUUCCUGGAGCCGGACAACCAAGCCCGGACACUGGCAUCAAAGUCAGACACUUUGGCCGAGCAGCUGAGAGCACAGUGUGCUGAGAAAUUUGAAGUGGCCCAGCCCCAAGACCACAGACUCUUUGUCCUGGUGGACGGCAAGUGCUUCCAGCUGGCGGACGACUCACUUCCCCACCACAUCAAAGCCUACCUACUAAAGAGCGAGCCCAAGAGGGAUUUCCAUUUUAUUUAUAAAGAGAUGGACAGAGGAGACACCCAGACCCCCAUUGUAAAGGAUCCAAACUUUCUCUGAAAGCAAGGCUGUCCUUGCAGCUCCUCAUGUAUGAAGGCAGAGGUGUGCUCAUGGUGUUUACAGUGUGGGAUUCAGGCCUGAGAUUUGGAUCUCACUAAUAUGCAGUAUUUUCCCCAAGAUGUCCCCUCUUACUAUUAGAAGAAAAUUGUUGUGGACCAGAGCAAUAAAUUGUACACACGCACGCACACACACACACACACACACACACACACACACAUACAUCUUCAGAGCUUAGAAUCAUCAACUACUUCUCACAGUACAUUAAAAGCAUCCAGUCCAACCUUCUUCAUUUUAACAACGAAUAGAGCCCCAGAGAUGAGAAAUGACUUGCCCAAAAGGGUCACAAAACUAGUGAGAAGUAAAGUUGGGAUGUUUCAAACUCAGGACUCUUGUUUUGGACCCCAAAGGGAGGGACUCUCUCCGCUAUGGCUCCUCCCUGGGCCAGGAAGCCUGCCCAGGAAAAUUACCCCCAAACUGUAGUAGACAGGACUACCUGACCUUGGGGGAAGGGAGGACAAGGAGGUAGGGGGCUACAGCUCUGCUUCAAGACCAAUGAGGCAAUGGCAAUUGGCCAGGUGUGGAUCCCACCUUGGGCCCUCCAUGAACCAGUCCUUUUGAAGUGGAGCCCGAAUGUGAGGGCUCAUGAAGACUACCCAGAGGUGGGUUAGCACAUGAAUCUCUAAAUCACUGCGCAGUGAUAGGUUUCAGAAAUCCCUCUGGCACCGUAGCAGGCUACGGGAACGCUCAGGACUUCCAUGGGAUACAGAAUUGGAGGCUUUGCCACCGUCACUUUGGCUGGACACCUCUGGGGCCAGGGAAAGGGGCAUCCCAAUCCCAUCAACCCCACUGUCCUCAGGAAUGUUUACCUUGUCACAAUGAAGAAUAGAGCCCCAAUUAUCCUUCUCAACUGAAGGGAAAACUGACAGGAACACAUUAACAAGGGAGGUAGGGACUCAAUGUUUGGGGGCAUUGUGUAAGUGUAAAGUACUUGUGUUCAAUAAACAUAAUUUUGAAGCUGC